Messenger RNA from Colletotrichum lupini, 1182 nucleotides. RefSeq lists its product as uncharacterized. The transcript is spliced from 11 exons. Bases 1 to 1182 code for a protein of 393 amino acids. Lineage: Eukaryota; Fungi; Ascomycota; Sordariomycetes; Glomerellales; Glomerellaceae. The record is from RefSeq and is a predicted model, not a curated record.
AUGCCUGAGCCUCUUCCCACUCUCUUCUCGCUGACAGAGAUCCUUGGUCGACGAGGUUCCUGCAUGUCACCCCCUAUGCAGAGUGAUACCUGCAUCACUGCAUCGGGUACGGAGACCUACGCGGCGCUUCGUCCAACAGCAUCGGAUACUAGACAGGCCACGGGUGUGAGAAAUAGGCAAGGCCAACCGCACCCUGGGGUUCCAGAUGUCGGCUCUCGGCUGCUACUUGUGGAUGGGGUUACUACCACCCAACUAUCGCACACCCCUUCGAGAGGUCGUAGAGUAGACCUGAAGCUCCGAAGCCGUACACGACGAGCGAUCAAAUCCUUCUGCAAAACAUCUAAGCUUUCAGUAGCUCCAAAACAACAGGCGCCACGAUGUUGCGGCUCCAAGGCACCCACGGAAGAUUGCCAUGUGGUCAUGCAAGCGACGUUUGAAAGAGGGAGGGGCGAGAAAAAACAACCCGCUCUCCUGACCAUGAAGUUGAACCUCUUCUCCAACCCUACCUCGUUAUAUGCCCCGUCAGCGGCUCGCCAUCUCUUCGGACGAAUGUUAACGGGUGAAACUCUUCAUGUGCGAUUGAUAAUGGGUUAUCGUACCGCGAACCAGGGGACAUGGUUUAUGUGUGAUCCCCGGGGCGUCAGCACCGUCAUGGCCCGUAUCAUGCUGUGGUCGCCGCCUUUAGAUCUCAAGUAUGAACACUUGAUAUUGGCAGCAGGCCUUGGCCUGAGUCUCUUGAAUCCUCGAGUCCGAGAUAUUGCUGAAAAGGCCAAAGCUGACUUUGAAAUUGUGGUCAAGGAACCCUUGCGGCGGCCUUUCUCCCACCCGGACCUCAGCGCCGAGCAUAUGCCGGGUUUUACCGAUUCCAUAGCCCUGAGUAAGAGAACGAUUUUCGAUUCUUUCAAGGCUCCAUUCUUUGAGUUGAGGAAGAGAAAACCAAAUGUCAAUGGCCAAAGAAACGCUUUUCGAAGAUGCGUCAUGCGGGUUGACGCUGUGAUUCGGCCCUCCGUUGGCACGGUUGGCAUUAAGAGCCAGCGUGAGAUCAACGUGAUGUAUGCUAGAGAAUUUCUCCUUGUCGAGAUUGAGGUCACAGGCAUCGCCAGGAAAAUCUCCGUCAAAUAUGCACCGGAAGUUUUCUUUCAACCCCUGUCGCCCAAUCGGAGAAUUGAGGCAUCAAUAUGA